Mugil cephalus (flathead mullet) is the source of this 3020-nucleotide messenger RNA. It is a transcript of the gene phldb3, whose product is annotated as pleckstrin homology-like domain, family B, member 3. Lineage: Eukaryota; Metazoa; Chordata; Actinopteri; Mugiliformes; Mugilidae. The record is from RefSeq and is a predicted model, not a curated record. The transcript is spliced from 15 exons. Bases 622 to 2493 code for a protein of 623 amino acids.
UAAAGUAUUUAAGUAGCCUUUUAUUUCUCAGUGUUUUGGCAAUAUGCCCGGGUGACUCCACAACGAGAACGCGUCAGUUCCCAGAAUAGAAGUCUCAUUUCAGCGCAGGACUUGAAACACGCUCUCUCCCUCCGCAGUCUAUGCAGCCUAGAAACGGUGUCGGCGGUGAACUUUGAUUGGGAAUUAAAUAAUCUGUUCUUUUCUACCUGCAGAACAACCUCAUGUGCUUUCAUUAGUCGGCGCUCUUCUCCGUCGUGGCCCUCCUCCGCAUGCUUCCACCUCAAAGCCGUCUCACCUGUUGACGCCGACUCACGCUGACGCCGUCUCUGUUUGUUCCUGGGAGGGAUUCGAUCAAACCAUGCGAAGAUAAAAACCAACCCGAAAAGAGGACGUAAAGCGACCCGUGAGCCUUUAAGCAAACAGCUGUGGCGAGACUGGGGGAACUUUUAGGCGACCUGUGCGUCUGAAAGUGAAACGGUUUCAAAAGUUCGCCGAAGUGACGCGUCGCUGUACAGUUCCUUCACCUUUCACUUCUGAUGUUUUUUUAGCCACUAUGCUAUAAAUUAGAAGAUCCUCUCGUCUUAUUUGUUGAAUUUGGAGCACGUUUUACAGCCUCCAGAAAUGCCCCAACAUAACAUGGAAAACUCCAGGAGCCAGUGGCAGCAGGGUCUGCGGUCGCCGUGGAUCAGCAGAGUGGUUGGGGGGCCGAGUCCCGCCUCCUCGGGGGCAGAGUCAGACACGGAGAGUAGCAGCACAGAGAGCGAGAAGUCGUGCAUUAAAAAGCUGGAGGUGGGUUCACUGAGGGGCCUGUCAUCGCCCUCCAUGCUGCAACAGAGGAUCACAGAAAUUGACCAACAAAAAGAAGAACUGAAGAUUGAGCUGCAGCUGGAGAUCGCCCUGCUGCAGGGAGAGCUGCAGACGGAGAAGAGCCAGCUGCUCAAACAGACGCAGAAGCUGCAGGCUCUAGAGCAGGAGGCCAGACACAGAGAGAAGCCCAAACACACCGACAGACUGAAGGAGCGAGAGAGACUGGAAGAGGAGAGACGCAGGGUGGGGGAGCUGAAGAGGAGGUGUGAAGAGAAAGAGAAAAUGAUCCCAAGUCAGCCAGAAAGUCAGAGAGAGCAGCUUACACUGCAGCUGCAGCAGGAGAAAGAGGCGAUGGAGGCGGCGACUCGGGCUUUCGAGGACUGGGAGUUCCGUGUUCUGGAGCAAGAGAGCGGCAUCGAGGAGGCGGAGGAUGAAGAAGAAGAGGAUGAAGAGGAGGAGGGCGAGAGCACGACAGACAAAGAAAAGGAGGGAGAGAGUGAGGGAGAGAUGGAGAAGGAAAUCUCAUGUCAGCAGCAUGUGGUCAACACUGCUCAGGAGCGGGUCCAGCAGUUGGAGCGACAGCUGAAGGAGAUGGAGAAGGAGAAGGAGAAGGAGCUGAACGCCUUGAAGAAAGAGAAGAGAGAACUCAUCCACACAACUCAGACGGUUCUCAAAGAGAAGAAGCCGCUCACUGAUUGGUCAAACAUCACUGGCUCGGCUCCCUGCAUGAUGUCACUUUCGCCGAUGAGCGUUCACAAGCCUCCGCAGGAACCAUGCAAAGAAUCCACCAGUUUGCCCAGAAGACGGAGCUCCCAUCGCAACAAGCUCACUGACAGGCCGGUCUCAGCGCAGGGGUUUGUGAGGACACUUCCAGACAACAAGUCCCCGCAGGCUUUCACUUCCCCCCUCGUCUCCCAUAGACUCAGCAACGGGGAUAGCGGUGCUCACAGACCUGGGACCAGCAACGGCGGCGGGUUCCUCACCCCGUGCAACAGCGCAACAAGCUCUCGUGCUGCCAGCCCGUGCCUUUCAGAUCUUGUGGAGAUUGAAAAGAAACUGAGGGAAGCCAAGGUGGAGAAGGAGAGGCUACUCAGAGAGAGGGAGGAACGACGAAGGUUGCUUUUGGAGGAAAGAAGACAAAGAGAGAUAAGCUCUCCCAAAGCAGAACCUCUAGAGCCAGAGCCAGAGCCGUCGCAAAGGCUGGAGCCAGAACCAGAGGAUCAGCCAAAGGCCAGUUAUUCUCCGCAUUCACCUGAGCGCAGCCUGCCCCUCUUCCUGUCUCCGAACUUUGACCUGCGGGCCCACGUGGAGUCCCUGGGUCACGGGGUGGCCGGCUGCCAUGACCUGCGGCUGACGCCUCGACGCUGCGCGGGCUUCCUCACGAAACGAGGGGGGAGGGUCAAGACCUGGAAGAAGAGAUGGUUUCUGUUUGACAUGGACCACAGACGCCUCGCCUACUAUACAGACUGUGACGAGAGGAAGCUAAAAGGAGUCAUCUACUUCCAGGCCAUAGAAGAGGUUUAUUAUGACCACCUACGAACAGCAGCCUCUUCUCCACGGCCCAGUCUGACGUUCUGCGUGAAGACAUAUGACCGUCUUUUCUUUCUGGUGGCUAGCAACGCGGUGUCCAUGCGAAUCUGGAUGGAUGUUAUUGUCACGGCAACGGACGAGCACAGCCGAUAUUGACCUCAUUCACACAUGACUCUAAAAUCCAUGACUGAAGCUACUGAGCAGGCGGCGCAGUGACUUAUUUCCUCCUGCCUGCUGUGUGAAGGAGCUUGGUUGGCCGAGCAUCCCCCUCACAGGCUCAUUCUGUACGCGGACUUGCGCGGGUACAGAGUUUAAAACGCCGAUGUGCCGAACAGAUGUGUUCAAACACAGCAAAACAAGCUGUUACUGAGAGUGAUGGCAGCAGAGGUUCGCCAGGUGCAAGCCUCGAGCACUGCCUGCACACUGGAGAGCUGUUACCAGGCGGGUCCACUCCCUGAGCCUGACCUCCCCCUGCUGGCCAGAGUCCAGCAUUACAGGAAAAUACACUACGACAGCGGGUGGACACAACACAGUGCCGUGCAGUCCAGUGUUGGCAUUAUUAUGUCCACAUUCUUUGUCUGUGUUUUGUACGUUCAAGAUUAUUUAUUAUGGAAAUUUAUAUGGGGUUGGAUUUUGCAAAUGAAGACAUACACUGUUGCACUAUUAAAAAUUUAUUGAUAAAA